UCGCCAUUUUGUAUGGCCGCCGGGCGGGCAUACGGCUGUUUCCGGAUUGGAGGCUCCGGAGCCAAGAAGGGGGGGGGCGCCGUGGGUUUAUGAGUGAUCAAAAGUUCUUUUUACACUAAGCCAGGAGGGAGUGGGGCAAAGAUGCCAAUACCACCACCCCCUCCACCUGGACCUCCUCCACCUCCAACUUUCAGUCAGGCAAACACAGAGCCUCCAAAAUUGAACAGAGAUGAGCAGCGAGGGAGGGGCGCUCUGCUACAAGACAUCUGUAAAGGGACCAAAUUGAAAAAAGUGGCUCAAGUUAAUGACCGCAGUGCACCUAUCCUUGAAAAAUCCAAGGGUGGCAGCAGCUAUAAUUCUAGUGCAUCUCCCCUUCCACCAAAGGUGGGCCUUUUCCAAGGUGGUAUCCCCAAGCUACGACCCAUGGGUGUAAAAGAAAGUUCAGACAGCUCCUCUGGGAAGCUGCUACAUCAGGGCCCCGGGUGUAGAUCAGCUGCACCACGGCCUCCUGUGUGUGCUACCAGCAUCCGGCCCCAAGAUGACACCGAAAACAGUCGAGCUUCUCCUCCAGAGCUUCCACGCAUACAGAGACCUUCAUUGCCAGAUCUUUCACGGCCAAACAGUGCCAGUGGCACUGGUAUGAAACACAGCUCUUCAGCCCCGCCACCACCUCCUCCUGGACGGCGAGCUAAUGCACCUCUUGCUCCACAUUCUAUGCAUAAUAGCAAAGCACCUUCAUACAACCGUGAGAAGCCAUUGCCACCAACUCCAGGACAAAGGCUUCCAGGAAAUCGUGAUGGACCACCAGCUCCUCCGCCCAUCAAGCCACCCCCAUCCCCAGUAAAUAUCCGGUCAGGACCAAGCAGUCAGAGCCAAUCCUUGGCACCCCCUCCCCCACCUUACCGGCAGCCUCCCAGUGUCCCUAAUGGCCCUGCCAGCCCUAUCAAUGAAUCUGCUCCUGAGCUUCCACAGAGACACAAUUCCUUACAUAGAAAGACACCAGGACCUGGGAGGGGUAUGGCACCUCCCCCUCCCCCUUCAGCAUCUCCUUCCUUACAGAGCAGUCGGCCCCCGCCUCCUGCCCGUGACCCUCCAAGCCGAGGUGCAGCUCCCCCACCGCCACCUCCACCCAUGAUCCGAAAUGGUGGAAGAGAUGCACCUCCACCACCUCCACCCUACAGAAUACAUGGGUCUUCAGAUCCCAUGAACCGUGGGAAACCACCCCCUCCACCUACCAGAACCCCCGUUGGACCACCCCCUCCUCCCCCACCAAUGAGAAAUGGACAUCGGGACUCCAUCUCUACUGUUAGAUCUUUCUUGGAUGACUUUGAAUCCAAAUACUCUUUUCAUCCAGUUGAAGAUUUUCCAGCUCCAGAAGAAUUCAAGUACUUCCAGAGAAUUUAUCCCAGCAAAACUAACAGAGCUACUCGUGGGGCCCCUCCUCUGCCUCCCAUCCCUAGGUGAAAAACAGCAAUUGAGCAUUUUUGCUUAGUACCAAAACAAAUGGACUUGUUCUCAAAUUCUCUCCCUAUCCCCAAAAAACAUUCCUCAGAAAUCUGCAUGAAAAAUACAUUCCUGCUGGGUUGUUGUUUUUUUUCCCCUAUUGCAAGAACCUGGAUGAAUCUACCAUUACUCAACUCCAUCUAUGCAUUUCACUCCCUGACUUAAAAAGGCAUCUGUUUGGCACAGCCGGGUGAGAACUCUCCUGCAGACCAAUGCUAAUUUCCUACCUUUCCUCCUAUCUUUGCCAUGGAGAGGGGGAACCCUCAGUGCAUAACUGCUACAGUUCAAGAACAAGGGAAGAGUGAAUAUUUCCCAGAAAAGAAAACCAAACAGAACAAUUUUGGAACUGUGGGCCAGAUUAAAGCAAUUGUUUAUAGAUGCUUGCUUAUCGUAAGGAAGGAAAUGGCCACAAAUUGUGUGGAAUAGGGAACGCACAUUCUUUUUUAAAGGGGAGUGUCAUUAAAAGAAUUGAAAUUGCUGUUUCACUUUUGAAUGCAGGCACUACAUAUUCGUUUGUUAAACUGUAACUUAAAGUGGGAAGGGACAGAUGAACUAAAUGGCAUGUCUUAAAGUCAGUUUUAAAAAUGGGGAAAGCUGCAUAAAUAUAGCAGUAUCUGUAGAGGCACACACAUACAAAAAAAGUGAGUACAGCAGUUACUGUGCUAUGUUUUGGCAGUGUUCUUGGUCCUGCAGAUCUGGAACUGUAAUCUCUCUGAAUGCCGGUGGCUCCAAAAGAUAGCUGGCAUCCUAAAUGAAGCUGAUCCAAGUGGGAUUGUGUUUCUACAGAGUAAAAGAUAACAUUGUAGAUAUGAACAGACUAUGAAAUCUAGCAGCCAUCACUAAUACUUGUGUUGUGUUAAAAAAAAGGCAUGGCUGGUAUUGAGGCAGUAGCAGCCACUGAAAGUAAAAAGAGGAGUGAUGUGCUGGCAAACACUCGGGGUAAAGAACUAAUUUAGCAAGCUAGUGGAUAAACGUAGCAAUACAACGCUGGCCAUAAAUAAUAUACUGAGGAUACUGCAUCAGUGUAGGACAAAAUAUACAUUAUGUUCCAACUUGUUAGAAGAAUUCCUGAUGCUGAAUGUCCUGUCUUCAGAAGAUCCAUCUUACUGCUCUCAUUAACAGAAAUGCACAGCUUCAUCUUCUUAUCCUAUGAAUAUCUUUCAGACAUAACCUGUCGUGAGAAUUUAGCCAUCUAAUGCUGAGGGAUGACUAAAGAAUGAAAAGUAUUCUAUUUGUUUGCUGAGAGGUGGGUGGGCCCUGACUACUGCCUACCCCAAGAAGAGUAUGAGUGACUGGCAGGAGAACAUUGGCACACGUUCUGGUCUAGUAACGGGGAAUGCGCCAUUGAUGGCAGACUCCCAGUUAAGAGUUUUUAAAUGAUACAUCAUUGUGUUCUAGCUCAAAGCUGACCUUUAGUGGUUAGUAACCCCCUCCAACAAAGUAACUUUGAAAGUGAGAGAAACUGGUGAAAUUCCCUCAUGUUUUAUUUCUGCUGGUUGUACACAACUGACAAUGUUUUCUGUAGUUCUUGCACAGACAUUUUUAUGAGGGGGAGGGAUGUCAGUUUUGUUUGUGAUUGUUGGGAUGCUUGUUAGGUCCUUUGCAAUAGUGCCACUAAUCCCAUCUGGGUCUCUUGGUGGUGUCGUGGGAAAUUUGAUAGUGCAGGCUUUGUCUUUGAGAUCAAAGGAGGCAUUUACAUUUGGUGUUUUCCCAGGACCAAAAAAAGGCCAGAUAUGGAUUGCACAUAUGCUUCUCAACGCAGUAGUUUACACUGCUGAAAAGAGUCCCCUAUGGGGAUGCAUGUCUCUCUCUCUCUCUCUCUCUCUCUCUCUCUCUCUCU
Molecule: messenger RNA, 3343 nt
Organism: Python bivittatus (Burmese python)
Lineage: Eukaryota; Metazoa; Chordata; Lepidosauria; Squamata; Pythonidae
Gene: WIPF2
Product: WAS/WASL interacting protein family member 2
Molecular function (GO): actin binding
Source: RefSeq, a predicted model, not a curated record